GGUGCUUGAUGAACAUCCAAGCCCAUCUCUGCUCUCUGCAGAUCAGCUGCAGCUCAUGCUUGACACAGGGCUUCAGGAGACAGCUUCCUGGUGGUUAACUACUUGAGAGUGCAGGCAGCCAGUCAGCUUCACAAGCAAGCAGGAGAAAGUGUCUCACCUUGGAAAGGGAUUAAAAAAUGCUGGAAAGUGCAGACAAUGCUGUUAUGGAGCAGGAGGACUCUGCCUCCCGACGUGGAGAAAUGACGAGUUGGGAUAUCAAUGACAUCAAACUCCCCCAGGACGUCAGACAGAUAGACUGGUUUCAAGAAUGGCCAAAUUCCUAUGUAAAACAUAUCUAUAGCUCAGAGGAUAAAAAUGCUCAGAGGCACCACAGCAGCUGGGCAAUGAGAAACACCAACAACCACAACUCUCGCAUCUUAAAGAAGUCCUGCCUUGGGGUGGUGGUCUGCAGCAACGACUGCUCAACCCUGGAUGGGAGGAAGAUCUACCUAAGACCAGCUAUAUGUGAUAAAGCUAGGCAAAAGCAACAGCGCAAAUGCUGUCCCAAUUGCAAUGGACCCCUGAGGCUCCUUUCCUGCCGAGGCCACAGUGGUUACCCAGUUACCAACUUCUGGAGGCAUGAAGGCCAAUUUAUAUUUUUUCAGUCCAAAGGAGCUCAUGACCAUCCACGUCCAGAAACAAAACUAGAAGCAGAAGCUAGAAGAUCAAUCCAAAAAGCACAAAUAGCUUCUUCUCCAUCUUCUUCGAGACACGAAAGCAUCCAGGAGACUGAGCCCCUGACAGGUGCAAUGCUGACGCGGGAGGCUUUGCCCUGGUUGCUCUCCAAGCCAGACCCUCGCAUGCUGCCUGCUGACUUGGAGAGAUGCUUGAGCAAAAGUUCACAAGCGCCAACGCUGGGAAACUGCUCUGAGCAGCCACCAUACCCAAGGGUGGCUGGGGAGGAUGACUGCUCCAGAGAGGUGCCAGCCUGGAGCAGGAGCCCUGCCCUCGGGAGGAUCCCCAGCACCGGGAGCUCUUGGGGCAGCUCUGCCAUUGCCACUCCCUGCACAGCCCCUUCCUCCCAGCACUGCAGCCAGCACAUCAUGCCCGCAGCAAAGGGUGGCCGUGGCCCCCUCAAGCCUAACGCUGGCCCUCUGGGAGCUGAGCCCCGUGAGAAGAAGUCCCCACUGGCCUGCAGUGGAAGCUGCCUCCCUCUGCCACCAUAUCCUGCCCGUCAGGGAGGCCUUUGCCCUGGAGUGAAUGGGGCACAAGCCCAGCACCAGGAAGCCAUGGGGACAGGGCUGAGGGAGGGCACUGUGCAGGUCUCACCUGCUGCAGUGAUGACAUGUUUUUUAGCCUGGACCCAUUACGGUGACCAGGUUUAAGUGUCCUCUUUCCCCUUCCCUCUGGCAAUAAGCCUAACUCUCUGCCAGCGUUGAAACACAGCUGUGAAAGCGCUGCCACACCUCUUGCAUCUUUAGCUCCUCUUGCCGGACUCACCAGAGGCUUUCACACCUGAAAGCCUGUCUUUGUGCUUUUGGAGGUUUAUACUGGUGUAUGUCCCCCCACUAUUUAAUUGAUCUAAUAAAAGAUACCAGCUCCUCUUA
Pogoniulus pusillus (Red-fronted tinkerbird) is the source of this 1586-nucleotide messenger RNA. It is a transcript of the gene GCM1, whose product is annotated as glial cells missing transcription factor 1. The record is from RefSeq and is a predicted model, not a curated record. The coding region runs from base 177 to 1364 and encodes 395 amino acids. Gene Ontology annotation, molecular function: RNA polymerase II cis-regulatory region sequence-specific DNA binding; DNA-binding transcription activator activity, RNA polymerase II-specific. Gene Ontology annotation, cellular component: nucleus. The transcript is spliced from 6 exons. Gene Ontology annotation, biological process: regulation of transcription by RNA polymerase II; gliogenesis. NCBI's taxonomy places the organism in Eukaryota, Metazoa, Chordata, Aves, Piciformes, Lybiidae.